AUGACCGACGAAGGCUUGCGUGGGAGAAGGCCGAGGUCGUGGUGUCCGUGUGAAGUUAUUCAAGUGAGAAGGGUGCUUGGUGUAGUGAUGGCUGCAAGUGAGGGGCGAGAGGGCUUUGGUGGAGCCGUGGGCAAGGGGAGUGAGCUUCGAUAUGAGGGAGAGAACUCGAGUUUUGGUGUCUAUGGCGAGCUG
This is a messenger RNA of Dovyalis caffra, 192 nucleotides long. The record is from the annotation of a GenBank genome assembly. NCBI's taxonomy places the organism in Eukaryota, Viridiplantae, Streptophyta, Magnoliopsida, Malpighiales, Salicaceae.